CUGGCGGUCACAGUUGUGUCCUGGAUUGUAGCAGAGUGAGAGCAGCCCUCCUGCAGCCUUGUUAGCCCACCACCAUGGAUGUCAAGCUCCUGGCACUGAUGGCUCUGCUGGCCGUGGCCACACAUGUACCAACCUCCAACGCGAAGCCCAUCAGUCUGGUGGAGCGGUGCUGGUGUCGUUCCACCCUCAGCACGGUUCCUCAGCGGUCCAUCAAAGAGCUCAAGUUCCUCCACACACCCAACUGCCCCUUCCAAGUAAUUGCCAAGCUGAAGAACAACAGGGAGGUUUGCAUCAACCCUGAGACCAAGUGGCUUCAGCAGUACUUAAAGAACGCCAUUAACAAGGUGAAGAAGUCUAGAAGACGCAAUAACAAGAAAAACUAAACACAAGGAAAGACAUGUGUAUGUCGUCAGGCCUGGCAUUCCCGGGUCGAACCUGUAUACCUCCCUGUCACUGCUAUGGAUGUUUGUAAACACGCUGUAUGUACCUGUCCACCUCUCUGGACCGCUUGCAGAACUAGCACUUCACCGCCAAACCGUCCCGUCUGCCACACCGCCACCAAUCCCCCUGGACACCCACGCAGUCACCUCCAAUGUUAGCACCAAGUGCAAUUAUGCCUUGAUAUGGCGGGACACAUGCUAACGUCAGAUAUAUGUGUGUGAGUGGUAGGCACGAGAGAGUGUGUGUGUGUGUUUGAAUGUGCAACAUAUGAACUAACUCUAAAUGUGCGUCUGUAUAUAGUAUUUCUCACUAAACCCAGCCGGAGAGGAACAAUUUGAACUUUCAGUCUCACACAAGGCUUUGUGGGUAAUGCUACCUUCACGGUCUCCGAGAAGGAAUUACGAUUUGGAUUUUGUUGGCUGUCCUACAGUAUAUAUCUUUAAUUAUUAAAGACGUGUUUACUUUACAAACACCAAAGGUCAAUCCACCCAAGUUAUUUUUUACUGUAAUAUCUCAACAUAUACAGCUUUUAAAAAGAGUGACUACUGUUAUUUUAACAUAUUUCUACUUUUUAAUGUAGAUCUUACUUCAUAAGAAAAACAAAAAACCUACUCAGGAUGGAGGUGUUAUAUGAAAAGUUUCCACUGAUAAGAAGUGAAAGUGGCAUAACUCCGUGACUGAGGGGUCCUGGGGCAGUAACAGAGUCUUGCCAGUGGGGUUAACCCUUUACAAGCAGUGACCAAUCAGGGCAGGCCGGGCUACAUCAGUAUCUGGAAUUGUCUUCACGCUUACUCCAGCAUCCGGAAAAAAACAGAACGAAGCUAAAACACACUGCUAAGAAACAAGCACUGAUAUUGUGGUGCUAUAUAUUCAGUCAAAGGGGGUCAGAGCCAUUGACAUAAUUAUAUUUCACUGUUUAUUAUAUGCAAGAUUCAAUAUGUAAUACUGUGACCUCUUUGUCUUAUAUGAAACACAAUUAUGUUUUUUUUACCAGUCACAAUAUAUUUAAAGCGCUGUUGUUAGAGUCUGAUGUGGAAAAUGAAAUAGAAAGCUGAUUUUAUGUGAAGGCCAUAGUGUAUUGAUAAAUACUUUAAGGAAAUGGAACACUUAUCAAUGCAGAAUUUUUGUUAUGGAACAUAUCAGUAAACAGAGACCAAAUAAGGAUGACUUUCCAUUUCAUUUUUUGUUACAAAAGGGAUUAAAAGAUUGUCAUAAUUCUUCAUUUGUUUCAACUCAUCAAAGGGACUGAAUGUAAAUGUAUAUCAUGACAAUAGAGCAAUUCAACUGCAGUAUUUUCAUACCAACACCUGUCCUUGGUAGGAAUGAAAAGCUAAAAAAACUCUCACAUAAAACAGAUGAAUGAUAAAUAUCACAAUGGGAAUGUUCACUGUGGCAAAAAGAAAGUUUUUGAUUAGUCUUUUUAUAUAUAUUUGAGCCACUUUAUUAUCAGAUGUGUCUUUUUAAAUGUAACUGUUUUAUUUUUAUAUUGUGUAUAAUCUUACUAAAUGCCUUUUAACACAAUGUACAGUAGGCAGUAGCUACUAAAUGAAGGCUAGCCCAUAAAAUGUAAGAAACAGUAUUAAGCUUCAUUUUUAAGAUGUCAUGCAAUACACAUGUAAUGGGUUGUUAUUCCACAGUAUUCAACACUGAAAUACUUUUUAAAAUAAUUUUUUUUAACAAUGUUGAUAAAAAAAAAUCUGUCAAUCAAAUCAAAUAUCCUGUUUUUUGUUUUUCCGUAUUGUUUCUUUGUUAACCAAUCUUACUAUAACAAUGGUGAAUUGAAUAAAAUCUGUUACGGUCAACACUCAAGAAAACAAAACCCGCUGUCAAUGUGUUACAUGUGACAGGAAACACGGCCCACCAGUCGCCCCCAUUGAACACCAGAUUCAAUUUUUUUAUAUUUUUACUAAGGUUGAUGUAUGAUGUGUCAAUCGAGCCACUGAGCCAAAACAGAACAAAACAGUUGAGUUGAGAUCCCAGCGACCAACAUGUGCUUCCAAUCUGGACACUCCCAGAACCCCACGGGCUUUCUUUUCACUUUCACUCAACUGCUGCCAUGCCGCAACAUUUUUUCCCCCUAAAUUGUAACGUGAGUCCUAUUGUUUGCGGUCAUUUCUAUGCUCUAUGUUUUGUUUUGUUUUACAAGGUCUGUUUCCUGAGAGCCUGAUCACAGGUGAUACUGAUAUCAAUUUGCAGCUAAUGGUGCAAUAAACCUCCAAGUGUCGUUCAUUUACCAUAAAACUAAUAGAAGUUAGUGGAGACUAUGCUCAACAGUUUAAACACAUUGCUUAAAAUGUUUUUUUUUUUUUAUCAACGCACUGAUAUGCAAUGAUAAAAGUCUAUCUAUUCCCAAAAUGCUUUAAAGUGUUACAUCAAGAAGAAGAGUGUGUUGUUAUUUCUGUAAACUUAAACCUUUCAAAUGUUAAACCUGAUAAUAAAAUCUGUUAUAUU
Messenger RNA from Anoplopoma fimbria (sablefish), 2892 nucleotides. RefSeq names its product chemokine (C-X-C motif) ligand 12b (stromal cell-derived factor 1) (gene cxcl12b). The record is from RefSeq and is a predicted model, not a curated record. The coding region runs from base 75 to 383 and encodes 102 amino acids. NCBI's taxonomy places the organism in Eukaryota, Metazoa, Chordata, Actinopteri, Perciformes, Anoplopomatidae. Gene Ontology annotation, biological process: chemotaxis; induction of positive chemotaxis; axon guidance. Gene Ontology annotation, cellular component: extracellular region. The transcript has 4 exons. Gene Ontology annotation, molecular function: chemokine activity; chemoattractant activity.